AUGGCCUUAAGAGAUAUUAACAAUCGAUCAGAUAUUUUACCAGGUUACAAACUCGAUGUGAUCAUUAAAGAUACAAAGCAUAAUUCAUUUCAUGCUGUUAAAGAAUUUUUCGAUUUGGUUAGUAAACCACCUAAGAAAUACUUGAUCUAUGGGCCAAUACAAUCAGCUAAUUGCGAAGCGGUAGCUCCUAUAACUAAAUAUUGGAAUCUAAUAACGUUUUCUCCCUCUGCAACCUCCAUGAAACUAGCUAACAAGAAGACCUAUUCCAAUUUUUUUCGAACUUCCAUAUCGGAUUUCAGUUAUAAUCCGGCAAGAAUUGCGGUUAUGAAACAUUUUAAUUGGACACGAAUUGGCUUAAUAAGUCAAGUAACUGACUUAUUUACUUACGCAGCAAAAGAUUUAGAAAAACUUGCCUCAAGGGAGGAUAUUCAGGUUGUAUCGAGUGAGAGCUUUACCGAUGAUCCUACUUUUACAAUCUCUCAAUUGAAGGAAAAAGAUGUACGUAUUAUUGUUCUGAAUGCCUAUCCUGCACAAAUAUUGCAAGUGCUAUGCUCGGCAUAUCUUUAUAAGUUGUAUGGAGCACAAUAUGUUUGGUUCCUACCGGGUUGGUUUUUCGAGAAUUGGAUUUUUGAUAAUUAUCGCCCUAAAACAUUCAACUACAACUGCACUAUGGCUCAACUCUUAGAAGUAGCAGAUUACUAUAUUGCUUUCAAAGGUGUUACCUUACCACGAUUAUCAGAACCAAGACUAGCAGGCUACACGGCUGAAGGAUUUAAUAAGGAAUAUAUUAACUUCGGUGACAAGAUCCAUUUAAGUGGUAGUUAUACCUACGCUUAUGAUGCAGCUUGGACUAUAGCAUUAGCAUUGAAUCGAACACGGGAGAUUUUGCAAAGAAAUUACUCUCGCUCACUUGAUGAUUUUAACUAUAAUGAUUCAACUACCAUGAACAUCCUUCAGAGAGCUAUCAAUGAUGUACAAUUUAUUGGUGUUAGCGGUAAGAUUGUAUUCCAGGAUGGAAAUCGAUUGGGUAAUGUAAGAAUUAUGCAAUAUCAACGAAAGGUUUACAUCAACUAUACGGUAACAGUUGGAUUUUACGACGUUUUUGAGAAGAAAUUAUUUUUCAGCAACUACAAAAAUAAGAUCACUUUCAAAGGAAAUUAUACGCCAGUUGAUCAUGCUAAGAGGAUAAUACGAAGAUUGAGUGUUGGGAAAGAGAUAUUUGCUAUCUUUGCGACAUUAUCUUCCCUUGGUACUCUGUUAAGCCUUUUCAUGAUUACUUUCAACGUUACAUACCGUUCAGUAAGGCAAGUUAAGAUCACAAGUCCACGGGUUAAUGUUAUGCUUCUAUUGGGAUGUGUACUAUGCUACUUAUCUGUUAUACUGUUGGGUUUGGAUUGGAAUCUGAUAUCCUCCAAAACUUUUAUUGCUUCUUGCACUGCAGCCGUAUGGUUAUUGUCGAUUGGUUUUACUUUGGGUUUCGGUUCAUUAUUUUGGAAAACCUGGAGAGUUUAUGCAAUAUACAAAAGCAAAAGUCCUAAACGAAAGAUUAUCCGCGAUAUUCACAUCUUACCAAGACUUGCUGUACUCCUGGUAAUCGAUAUUAUUAUUUUAUCCUUGUGGCAAAUUAUUGAUCCAAUGCGAACUAUCGAAAAUUCAAUUCUGUCCAAGCAUACUUCGUCAAUAGGGGAUUAUGAGAUUACAUCUAUCACGAUGGUUUGCCAAUCCGUAAAUAUGCCAAUUUGGUUAGGUGUUAUAUAUGGCUAUAAAUUUGUGCUGAUGAUCUUUGGUGCAUUUUUGGCUUGGGAAACACGUCAUGUUAAUAUCCAAGAAAUAAAUGACUCUAAAUUGAUUGGUUUAUCUAUAUAUAAUGUUGCCUUGCUAUGCACUGUUGGUGUAAUUCUAUAUCAAUUUACAACAGCCGAACCUAGCACUAGUUACUCCAUCGUGUCAUCCUUCAUCAUUUUCUGCAAUACCGUAACCAUCUGUAUAAUCUUUAUCCCAAUGAUACGAAAUGUUAAAGAAGGUAGGGAUGUAACCUCAUUUUACGCUAAUAGAACCAAUAAAGUGCGGUCUAAUACCAAAGAAGGAAUUAAUGGCACAAUAAAUACGGUCGAUGUUACUACCUAUAAGCGUGAAAUUGAACAGCAAAAUGAAAUUGUUUAUAAACUUAAACAGUUUAUACUAGCAAAUAACAUCAAUGUUCAAGAAUCCGAAGAAAUUCGUAGUCUAUUCUCAACUUAG
This is a messenger RNA of Trichoplax adhaerens, 2241 nucleotides long. RefSeq lists its product as uncharacterized. The record is from RefSeq and is a predicted model, not a curated record. Gene Ontology annotation, biological process: gamma-aminobutyric acid signaling pathway; G protein-coupled receptor signaling pathway. Bases 1 to 2241 code for a protein of 746 amino acids. Gene Ontology annotation, cellular component: G protein-coupled receptor heterodimeric complex; membrane. The transcript has 15 exons. Gene Ontology annotation, molecular function: G protein-coupled GABA receptor activity. NCBI's taxonomy places the organism in Eukaryota, Metazoa, Placozoa, Uniplacotomia, Trichoplacea, Trichoplacidae.